Messenger RNA from Nymphalis io (European peacock), 1585 nucleotides. RefSeq lists its product as uncharacterized. Bases 14 to 727 code for a protein of 237 amino acids. Gene Ontology annotation, cellular component: nucleus; transcription regulator complex. The transcript is spliced from 3 exons. The record is from RefSeq and is a predicted model, not a curated record. NCBI's taxonomy places the organism in Eukaryota, Metazoa, Arthropoda, Insecta, Lepidoptera, Nymphalidae. Gene Ontology annotation, molecular function: DNA binding. Gene Ontology annotation, biological process: regulation of transcription by RNA polymerase II.
CAAAACGAGUGACAUGAUAAAGACAACGCUGUAUCAAUUGAACCCGGCGCGUUUGAUUGAGGAAAUAAAGAAGCGUCCAGGUUUAUACCGGACAGAGCAGCCCGCCGACCGGGAGGAAAAGCUGCAUCUGUGGAAGGAGGUCGGAGCCGCCAUAUACGACGACUGGGACAGUUUCAAUAAGGCAACUGCAUACGAUCGAGUCCUCCAGUUGCAAAGGAAAUGGCGCUCACUUCGGGACGCGUACAACAGGGAGCUGCGAGCUCGGCGCGCGGCGCCGCGUGGCAACCGACGCGUCUACAUAUACUUCAAACGUAUGAGUUUCCUCGGCGGCUUCGAGGGCAGCGUUAGUGAUGAUGACGACCAAGAUGGUAACCAGGUGAUAUUCAGCAACCAGACCGAAGAUCCUCUUUUUAGCAGUCACACAAGUCAUACGCCGAGACGAAAACGUCGAAAGAAAUCCAGCUCGGACGGAGAGCCGGCUCCAGAGGAGUUGGAGAUGCCGGUCUUCCCCGUAGAUAUAUCUGACGACGGAGACAGCGACAAGCUAUUUUUGCUCUCAUUUCUACCGGAAAUGAAGCAAUUACCGGCUAAUAUAAAGAUGUGGGCGAGGGCUCAGAUAGCGAAUGUUAUGCAGGAAGCCGUUAACUCACAUUUCAAUAAUUCGAUACCUGGCAGCAGUUCAGACAGAAAUGGAAUGGUGAAACAAAGGAGGGACAGUUCGGAAUAGAUUAAUGGUAACCAAAUACAAUAUCAUCAAGUGGAAAAUGGAAUCGACUUAGACUGCUGUUCUGUUCUAGUAAUGUGUGUCGUCGUUUUGUUAACAUACUUCUUGGUUUAUUAUCAAAGGAGUCCUAUUGAAGUUUAGGAUUCCUGUUUAAGUACGUUAAAGAUAGUCAUUGUUGUGAAGCGUAUUAAACUGUUUCUCUAAUGGCUUGUUAACUUUAUUUCAAGACUAUUUCUAUUAUAAAUUACUAUUAUAUUGUACCUUAUUAUAAUGUAAGUAAGUAUAACAAAGAAACUAAGAUGCAUUUAUAAUAAAUAGUACUUAAAAGAUUAAAGAUUUGUUUUGUUUUUAUAUUAAACUUUACUUUAACUAUUAACUUGAAUAUUUUAAACGUUAUUACUUGUAACCAAUUAUUACAAAUAUUUUAAAGAAAUAAGAAAAAAUAGUGUCGGUAUAUACAUAUAUUGAUGACGUAGCGUGAUUUAACGCUUUUAUAGAAUAGGAAGGUGGACGAGCAUAUGGGCAACCUGAUGGUAAGUGGUCACCAAACGCCCUUAGACAUUGGCAUUGCAAGAAAUGUCAACCAUCGCUUAUAGCCAAUGCGCCACCAACCUUGGGAACUAAGAUUUUAUGUCCCUUGUGCCUGUAAUUACACUGGCUCACUCACCCUUCAAACCGGAACACAACAAUAUCAAGUAUUGCUGUUUUGCGGUAGAAUAUCUGAUGAGUGGGUGGUACCUACCCAGACGAGCUUGCACAAAGCCCUACCACCAGUAAAUAAGCUUAUAUUUAUACACAUUAUUAUUAUUCAUAUAAGUUUGUUAGAUAUGUCCGUUCAAAGUUUUUGAAUAUCUUAUGUAA